AUGACGACCAUCCCGGCAAGGCUGGCCAGGACCACCCAGAUCUCCCGCAACCUCGACGAGGCAAGGAAGAGGUCCGUCGCCCUCUACCGCGCUUACUAUCGAGGCGCCCCCGAGAUGUGCGCGCUCUACGCGCUAGACGUGCCUCCCUCGGUCAUCAGGGCAAAGGUCCGGACUCUAUUUGAAAAGAACCGCCACAUCAAGGACGUCGCCGUUCUCGACGUCAUGCUCCUCAAGGCGCAACAGGAUUACCAGGAGACCAUGAACGCAUGGAAGCAGGUCCCGCACAUCAUGAAGUGGUUUGCGGAGGAAGAGUCCGUCGCGCGACCGGAAGGCUUCUUGGAGAAGUUCUACUCGGGCCGAGACGAAGGGCGGGGUCCCACAGGCCAGGGACUCAACUGA
Messenger RNA from Pseudozyma flocculosa PF-1, 399 nucleotides. RefSeq lists its product as uncharacterized. The coding region runs from base 1 to 399 and encodes 132 amino acids. NCBI's taxonomy places the organism in Eukaryota, Fungi, Basidiomycota, Ustilaginomycetes, Ustilaginales, Ustilaginaceae. The record is from RefSeq and is a predicted model, not a curated record. The transcript has 3 exons. Gene Ontology annotation, biological process: response to oxidative stress.